Messenger RNA from Penicillium pulvis, 261 nucleotides. RefSeq lists its product as uncharacterized. The transcript has a single exon. Lineage: Eukaryota; Fungi; Ascomycota; Eurotiomycetes; Eurotiales; Aspergillaceae. The record is from RefSeq and is a predicted model, not a curated record. Bases 1 to 261 code for a protein of 86 amino acids.
AUGGAUCAUCCUUCUUGGGUGUGGAACCCGCUCUUGAUCUACGAGAUGGGCAGUGGACCUUUUAAACACGGGAACGCCUACUGUGGCAUCACGCAAAAAGGCGACCAGUGCAAAAACGCGGUGAGAAAAGAGGUUCUCAAGAGCGGUCGCCAGAAGCUAGACGCCCUCGCCGAGAGACCCUUUAGUGUCAACAAUCUCCAGCUCAAGUUGCGCGACAUUGCAGUAGAAUUCCUCUACACGAGAUGGCACCAGCUGCGCUAG